Molecule: messenger RNA, 375 nt
Organism: Volvox carteri f. nagariensis
Lineage: Eukaryota; Viridiplantae; Chlorophyta; Chlorophyceae; Chlamydomonadales; Volvocaceae
Exons: 1
Source: RefSeq, a predicted model, not a curated record
GUGGUGCACAAGAAGGUACUGGACAAGACUGAAGCCGCAAUGCGGGCACACCGUGACAACCCCCGGGUCAACCGUUUGCUGCACUCUGUAGAGCUGUUUGACGACCCCAGGAUGACCUUCACGGACCCCCUCCACAUCGUCUUAUGUCUGAACAACGGACCCAUGUGCUGCCAAAAGUGGAGCGAUGCGUUGACCGCGUACAGCGAGCUGCCACAGCGGCGGCGGGAGCACCUGGUCACUGUUAUCACCUUCAGCUCUGACACACAAAUGCAGAUCUGCCUGACGCCGAUCAGUAAAGAGUGCCAACCCAUUUUCCGUACCGCGGCACCGGCACUAACUUUCCUCCAGACCUGGCUCAAGCACACGCAGCCUUGA